UCUCCAUAAGCAUUCCUGUCAAAUUUUUCCUUGACCUGUAUCAACGACUUGUCGUCAGUUUCUGACUUUUAGAGGAAAGUGCUGCUUCAAGGCCUUGAAGAUUGCGCACUGUGUGUGCCUGUGAGGAGCCUGUGUGAGCCUGCUGGCCAGGAUCCUUGUGCAUAUACAGGGUGCAGACUCUGAAGAAGGAAAGACUUGGUAGCCAUGGCAACUGCCUCCCAGCGUGAGCUCUUCUAUUCUGCUGGGCUUCUGGCUCUGGUCUUGGCUUGCUACUCUAAUGCCCUCUCCUGUGGAUUCGUCUUUGAUGACCGGUCAGCGAUCGUCGAGAACAAAGACCUCCGGCCAGACUCGUCCACCUUCGAUUUGUUUUCGAAUGAUUUCUGGGGGAUGCCCAUGCACAAGGAAAGAAGUCACAAGUCAUACCGUCCUCUGUGUGUUCUUACCUUCCGUCUCAACUACGCUCUUGGAGAGUUAAACCCAUGGGGUUAUCACCUUGUCAACGUGGUGCUGCACUGGGCGGUGUGUGUCCUCUUCUUGAAAGCGGCCAAACAAAUUGUAGAUGAAGAGAGCAGUGUCAACGCAUCUCUUCUCUUUGCUGUACAUGCUGUUCACACUGAAGCGGUUACUGGAGUGGUAGGUAGAGCUGAACUGCUGUCCUCUGUCUUCAUGCUACUAUCGUUCAUGGCUUACGUCAAAGCAGCCGAGGCCAAUAGCACCACAAACUGGAAGUAUAUGAUGUGGUCGGGUUUGCUCAUUGCCAUGGCCACCAUCUCCAAAGAACAGGGCAUUACUGUGGUUGGCAUAUGCUGCAUCUAUGAAAUCUUUUUCCUACAGAAGUUCUCACUUAAGGCAUUCAUGCAGCAUCCUAAAUCGAGAGGUUCAAAGGCAUCGCAGAGCUCAUCACCCAAUUCUCAGGCUUUGUGGAGGGCUGCUCCUAGGUUGGGAUUCCUGAUGACAUCAUCUGGGCUGUUACUAUGGGGACGGAUGAUCAUCAUGGGGGCAAAGUUGCCCUCCUUUACCAGAUUUGAUAACCCAGCUGCCCUGUCGCCCUUCCCAACUCGUCACCUGACCCACUUAUACCUUCUGCCAGUCAACGUUUGGCUCCUCCUCUGUCCCUCAACUCUGCUCUGUGAUUGGACAAUGGGAACCAUCCCACUGGUGACCUCUCUCAGUGACCCUCGUAACCUGGCAACCCUUUUACUGGUGUCCUGCCUCUUCCUACUGGUGCUGUAUGCAGUAUUUGCAGAAGAGAAAAUUUCAUGCCAACUUAUAAUGGCUUUAUCGUUUCUUGUCCUGCCAUUCUUGCCAGCUAGUAACUUGUUUUUCCCAGUUGGGUUCGUUGUUGCCGAGAGGGUGCUCUACACUCCUAGUAUGGGAUACUGUUUGCUUGUUGCCAUAGCGAUGGAGAGAUUACAAGCCAAUAGAAGGCCCAUGAGGUAUGUCGUUGGUGGCAUCUUUGCCGUCAUCCUGCUUUUGCAUGCUGGAAAAACUAUCCAAAGGAAUCCUGAUUGGGAGAGUGAAUAUUCUCUCUUCAGCUCCGCCCUGAAGGUUACCCAGAACAACGCUAAGCUGUGGAACAACGUAGGUCACGCUUUGGAAGCAGAAAGCCGCUGGGAAGAUGCCUUCAUCUAUUUCAAUAAUGCCGCAAUGGUCCAACCAGAUGACAUAGGGUCAUGGAUCAACGUCGGGAGAACGUACCGUCAACUCGGUAAGCCAGCCGAGGCGGAGGCAGCAUACAGGAGAGCGAUGAAAUUGAUGCCCCAGCCCAGGAAGGGAGAGCAGUACUUGGCCCAGAUUGAUCCAAACCAUCUCAAUGUGUACCUCAACCUGGCGAACCUGAUCAAGAAGAAUGAGAGCAGACUCAAAGAAGCAGAAGAGCUUUACCUUAAGGCGAUCAGGAUGCGUCCUGACUUUGUGGAAGCGUACAUCAAUCAAGGAGAGAUUCUGCUGAAAAGAGGCCAGUUAGACGAAGCAGAGUCCCUCUACCAACAAGCAGCUCAAUUAGAACCACUCAAAGCAGAUAUACACUACAAUCUUGGGAUAGUAGCCAUGAAAAAACGGCAGAAGCCGAAAGCACUCAAGCAUUUUGAUCGGGCUGUGGAGAUAGAUCCCAAGCACAAGAUGGCGCUAUACAACUCUGCCCUUUACAUCCAGGAAUCUGGCAAUGCUGCUCGAAGGCAAGAUGCUAUCAAGAGGUAUGUUAUGUUGCAAAAUUACAGUAAACGAAACUUUCAAUUCCCUUUUUCUCUAGAGAAGGUGAUAGAGAUAGAUCCAGAGAGUGAGAUGAGCUAUUCUACGCUAGGAAUGCUAGCUGUAGAUGAUAAUGAUAACCCGGGAGCUCUUCAAUAUUAUCAGAAAGCAUUGGAGAUCAAUCCUUCUUCUCGGCAUGCCCUUUUCAACAUAGCUAUGAUUCAUUCGGACGACAAGCACCCUCUCCAGGCCAAACCAUAUCUAGAAACUCUCCUCCAGCAUCACCCUAACCAUACCAAAAGUAUGCUCCUGUUAGGUGAUAUCAUGCUUAAUUCCCUCCAAGACGUCAUCAAAUCUCAACAAUUGUUUCAGCGGAUAGUGGACCUAGAACCUUCCAACGUCCAGGCCCAGCAUAACCUCUGCGUCAUCAUGGUCCAGAAAGGUCUAUUCAUGGAGGGUGAGCAAUGUCUGUUGGACGUCCUAGAGAGGGCGCCACAUGCAGAAUUUGUGCGGACCAACCUGAGCAUCCUGAGACAGAAGAUCAAGGAAAGAUCAACGGCGAAGCAAGAGAAGGAACCGAGCAGCGAUACGGGCGUUAGGUGACGGAUCAUGUGAAACAGUUUCGUCAAAGAUUCCAGUGUGCUUUAUUUCCAGAGCCCCGUUUACAUAUGCUGCGAUAAACUGCCGCAGCGGUCUUCCGCCGAGAUGGAAUAAAAUGAGAUAAGCCUAAUUAAUCAGCCUCAAAUUUUUGUACCUUUAAUAUACAGAUAAGAGAUUACCCGCUGAACCUGAAGCUACAAUUUUUAUGCCUCCGCACAAAGUAGCUGGAGGCAUUAUGUUUUCAGGUUGUCCGUCCGUCCGUCUGUCUGUCUCGUCCAUCUCGCUUAAUCUCAAAAACCAAUUGACGGAUUACUAUCAAACUCAAGACAUUUAUGUAUCUAGUAGAGCCAAAGAACCGAUCAGAUUUUGGGGUCACGAGGUCUUAGGUCACAGGGCUCAUU
Messenger RNA from Strongylocentrotus purpuratus (purple sea urchin), 3191 nucleotides. RefSeq names its product protein O-mannosyl-transferase TMTC3-like. Gene Ontology annotation, biological process: protein O-linked glycosylation via mannose. NCBI's taxonomy places the organism in Eukaryota, Metazoa, Echinodermata, Echinoidea, Camarodonta, Strongylocentrotidae. The record is from RefSeq and is a predicted model, not a curated record. Gene Ontology annotation, cellular component: endoplasmic reticulum. Gene Ontology annotation, molecular function: protein binding; mannosyltransferase activity.